This is a messenger RNA of Glossina fuscipes, 322 nucleotides long. Its product is annotated as actin-related protein 2/3 complex subunit 3-like. Gene Ontology annotation, biological process: Arp2/3 complex-mediated actin nucleation; regulation of actin filament polymerization. The transcript is spliced from 2 exons. Gene Ontology annotation, molecular function: actin filament binding. Gene Ontology annotation, cellular component: cytoskeleton; Arp2/3 protein complex. The coding region runs from base 89 to 307 and encodes 72 amino acids. The record is from RefSeq and is a predicted model, not a curated record. Lineage: Eukaryota; Metazoa; Arthropoda; Insecta; Diptera; Glossinidae.
UGACCCAAAUCGGACAAUCCGAAGCAUGUUAAAUAAAGUCCUGAAGUUCAUAUAAAAAUAAUGGAUUUCUUGUUCACCAACCCAAUAUAUGCUUGCAUAUGAAAUUAAGUCCGAAGUGGAUCGGGUCUUGAUAUAUAUAACGUUGUACAUAACUGAAUGCUUAAAGAAGCUGCAAAGGUGUGCCAAUAAGAAUCAAGGUCAACAAGAAAUGUAUAGUUUAGCAAUAUCGAAAUUCGAUAUCCCUGGUGAAGCUGGAUUUCCCUUAAAUGCAUUCGUAAAGAAACAAACUCUUUAUCGAUACAAAUGAUCAGCCUGCAAAUUG